Molecule: messenger RNA, 1110 nt
Organism: Saxophila tyrrhenica
Lineage: Eukaryota; Fungi; Ascomycota; Dothideomycetes; Mycosphaerellales; Extremaceae
Exons: 1
Coding region: 1-1110 (369 amino acids)
Molecular function (GO): RNA binding
Source: RefSeq, a predicted model, not a curated record
AUGUCACAAGAGGAAUCAUUGAGUCGGAAGGAGAGGAAGGCGCAACGGGAUGCUGAACGGAAGAAGACUGGGAAGAAACGCAAGCACGAAGACGUCGAGGAGCCCAAGGCGAAUGGCGACGAACUACAGGCCGACUUCAUACCACUUGCUGUAGGCGCAGACGGCUUGGGCGGUGGGAAGGACAAGUCGAAGGCGAAGGAGAAGAAAUCGUCGAAGAAGCGCAAGCACGACGAGCCCGAAAAGCUGGAAACUGUCAAGACGAAGGAUAGAGAGCUAGGUGACGAUUUCAUCCCGCUGGGUGUAGAUGCGGAUGAGCUGGGGUCGAAGGAGAAGAAGUCGUCGAAGAAGUCGUCGAAGAAGCGCAAGGCACAAGAUGCUUCUGAGGACCAAGGAGACACUGCGGACAGGGUGCCCGACACUAUUACGCCAAAGCAGAAGAAGCGCAAGAAGCAGACGACUACAGACGGCGAGAACGGCGGCGCAUCCACCAACGAUGACGACUCCAAAUCCAAACACCGCUUCGUCUGCUUCAUCGGCAACCUCCCCUACGACACCACCGACGCCUCCCUACAAGCGCACUUCAAAAAGCUCUCCCCCUUCACCCUCCGCCACCGCACCGACCCCAACUCAAAAAGAAGCAAAGGCUUCGCGUUCCUCGAGUUCGAAAACUACGAUCGCAUGAAAACGUGUCUGAAACUCUAUCACCACAGCAUGUUCGACCCCGCGACAGCACAACAAGCUGACGGCGAAAUUGAGGUUGCGGAGGAGGAGCCGAAGGCGAAGAAGGGGAAGACGAAGGGCGCGAGGAGGAUUAAUGUGGAGUUGACUGCUGGUGGGGGCGGGAGUAAGGAUGUGAGGAAGGAGAAGAUCAAGGCGAAGAAUGUGAGGCUGGAUGAGCAGAGGCAGAGACGGGCGGAGGCGGAGAGAAUUGAGCGGCUGAAGGAGGAGGCGAAGAAGGGCGGUGGUGGGAAGGAUGAGGGCAAGAGGGCGAGUGGUGGGAAGGGUGGGGAGAAGAAGAGGGUGGAGGGGCCGAAAGAGGGUGGUGGUGGUGAUGUUGGGGUUGGAGCUGCUGCAAUGCAUCCUAGUCGGCUGGCGAGGAUGAAGGCGUAA